Ostrea edulis (European flat oyster) is the source of this 2244-nucleotide messenger RNA. RefSeq lists its product as uncharacterized. Lineage: Eukaryota; Metazoa; Mollusca; Bivalvia; Ostreida; Ostreidae. The transcript is spliced from 9 exons. Gene Ontology annotation, molecular function: dioxygenase activity. Bases 121 to 1038 code for a protein of 305 amino acids. The record is from RefSeq and is a predicted model, not a curated record.
AAUAGCAAGGCUACCGCUACUGAAUUCUAUUUUUAGAGCGACCAAAUGUUUUCCUAGACACACCUGACCUCGGACCACCACUGCCAAAACCGUUGGCUCUUUGGUUAGACCCUACGAGCCAUGAUUCCACUGGUUGACUUGACGCUGUAUAAUUUGUCGGUUUCGGAAGAACAAGUAGAUACGGCAACUCUACGAGAACUAGCGGACCAGAUAUGUCAUGCCUUUCAGGACGUUGGAUUUGUCUAUUUGAAAAACCAUGGAAUAUCUGAAAAAUUGAUAAAUGACGCGUUUUCUACCUCCAAAGCGUUUUUUGACCAACCAGUGGAAAUGAAACAAAAAUAUUCCCUGCCUCGUGGUACGUUUCAUGGAUGGAUCGCAUUUGAGGAGGAAAAAGUGAACCACGACAGACCAGUAUUCGAUGCUCGCGAAGGAUUCGCCAUGCUAGUCUGCAAUGAUAGCACGUCGCCUAAAAACAUGCCGCCGCAAAUUGAUUCAACGUUCACGGAAAUAUACAGAACGUGUUCAAAAUUAGCUUUAAGAAUCCUGGAUCUCCUCUCUAUUGGCCUCGACAAGGAUCGGGAUUUUCUAAGACAAUUUCACAAAGGAAUGUGUUUCGGCAAUAACACGAUGUUUCGCUCAAAUUUCUAUCCACCCCUGGCAGAAACAAAGGAAGGGCAGGCGAGAUGUGGAGAGCACUCCGACUACGGUACUGUGACGUUUCUCUUCCAGGACGACGUCCCGGGGUUGGAGGCAAAAGGACCCAACGGUGAAUAUGUUCCAGUAUCUCCUGUUGAUCAUACAAUUGUCAUGAAUCUGGGCGAUAUGAUGCAGAGGUGGAGUGCCGAUAGACUGAAAGCCACGAAACACAGAGUUGUGGUGCCACAAGAUGAAGGCGACAGACAGCGAUUGAGGCAGUCCCUGUCGUUUUUUGUUGUGCCUGAUGAUGACGCAAGCAUCGCCUGCAUCGACGGAUCCAACAAAUAUCCUACAAUUAGAUGCAUAGACUAUGUAAAGGGAAAUUUUGAUGCCAACUUUUGAUGGAUUCGCAUGAAAUGGAACCUAUUAUAAUACUAUACUAUUAUAGAUAGUAAUGUAAUAGUUAAAUGUAUGCAUUUCAUUCUAUGGCCUUUGAUUCUGUGUUUAAGGAGGUAUACUACAUCGGUCCUUUCAAAACAUGAAUGAAAAUAUAGAUGUCAGCAUGCAAUAUUUGCGUUUUCCCUUUAGAUUUAAUUGCCUAGCUGAGUAGUUCAGUAGGUUAGCGUGUCGACUGCAAAUCUGUAUAUAGUAACUUUGAGUCCAUCAGGGUUUUCAAUUUUUUCAGAUUACUUUCUACUAAAACUGCAUUUUUUAAAACUAUAUAAAGUACAUUUGAACGCAUUGAAUUUGAUGACAGUGUUGUACAUAACUUUCACUUUUUCAUCCAUAUGAUUUCUCUGGUGUAGUAUUCCUCCUUAAGAUGGUUUAAUUUGAUGACAGUGUUGUAAAUAACUUUCACUUUUCAUCCAUAUAAUUUCACUGGUGUAGUAUCCCUCCUUAAGAUGGUUUAAUCUGUCAGCAACUGUAUCAUGUAUCACCACCUUAUUUGUUUAUUCUUUGUUGAUCAACUACUACACAUUUUGCAUACAUCUGUGUAAUAUAUGCAAAGUGAAUUACAUGUCUAGGACUACCAAUCAUAUUCUGACUGUAUCGACAAUAGUACGAUAGCUACUAGCUGACCUUAUAUCACCCGGAUGGACGACACAACUUGACCUCUACGUCGAUCCAUCAGCUGCCAGUGCCAGGAGAAAAUAAUAUCUGGGUUCCCUCUACAUGUAAAGUCAAGAACAUUGUGAAACUGCUUCUCCUUAGGAAAAUGCAAAACAUCUACUAAUUUCGUAUACAUGUAUUUGUAGAAGCCAGCAUUGUGCUAAAUCUAUGGUCGUUAUUACGAUCUUGUUUGCCAAUACAACCUAUCAUUGGGUCAAAUGCUGUCUGGCUUGUUUCAUACCAAUUGUUAGUCCGUUCAUGGCACACCGAUUUUGACUACAGAUAUCUCCGUUUACCUGAUCAAGAUGUAGGUUCACGGCGGGUGUGGCCGGUUGACAGGGGAUGUUUACUCCUCCUAGGCAUAUGAUCCCAUCUCUGGUAUGUCCAGGGGUCCGUGUUUGUCCUACUCUUAGUUAGUAGUACUUAAAUGCAUUAGCCUACAUCCUUGUUAUUAUCCAUAAGACUCAAAUUUUUCGCACAUAAAUGAGGCAGCAUACA